Messenger RNA from Lactuca saligna, 761 nucleotides. The record is from the annotation of a GenBank genome assembly. Lineage: Eukaryota; Viridiplantae; Streptophyta; Magnoliopsida; Asterales; Asteraceae.
UUUAGCCGUAUCUAUUUAGCAAACCCUUAAAAAGUCCCCAAAUUUCGUACGUUUCACUUUUUUUUGACUUUCUCCAUAGUCAAGACCUAAAUUCGGUGCUCAAUCUUGAUCUUAUCGCUCUGUUUUUCUUCGUCUUCAUCCUGUGUUCUGUUUUAGAAGAACUCGUCCCAACAACAAUAUGGAGGACAACAGACUAAUCGAAAAAGAAGAACACCACCAAGAUUUCGAAGAAGAUAAAGUAAAGGAAUCGUUGAAUAGAGGCGAAAUUGACGGUUUAUUUUGCCCUAUUUGCUUUCAAGCUUGGACUAGCGGUGGAGAGUAUCAAAUCUGUCCAAAUUCUAGGAAGUGCCCUCAAUGCAAGAAGUUGUGCAAAUUGAAAGACGUUAGGGUUCUUCAUGCUGCUAGGCUUUGUGUCGCUGAUGAAGAGUUACAGAAGAGAGUGAUCACACUUGAAGCUGAAUGUGAUUAUUUAAAGCAAAGCCAAAAGAAUGUAUAUGAAUGCGUGCUUGAGGAGAUGCGCAAUGAAAUGGAUGAAAAAUCUAUGGAACUCAAGGGAAAAUUUCGAGAAAUGUGUGAUGAAAUGGAUGCAAGACAUAAAUUAAAUGAAGCAAGAUGUGAAGCACUUGAGAAGAUGUUUCCAGAAAUGCCAAAUAUGAGAGGAAGUUGAGAAAUUUGAUACGUUUGUAUUUUGAAAAUUGAAAUUGAAUGGAUAAAGAUGCUUCCUUUAAGUAAUUCCCUUCCUAUUUAUAUCACUUUCUUCU